This is a messenger RNA of Notothenia coriiceps (black rockcod), 3201 nucleotides long. RefSeq names its product tRNA methyltransferase 44 homolog (gene trmt44). NCBI's taxonomy places the organism in Eukaryota, Metazoa, Chordata, Actinopteri, Perciformes, Nototheniidae. The coding region runs from base 222 to 2141 and encodes 639 amino acids. The record is from RefSeq and is a predicted model, not a curated record. Gene Ontology annotation, biological process: tRNA methylation. Gene Ontology annotation, molecular function: metal ion binding; tRNA (uridine) methyltransferase activity. The transcript has 11 exons.
ACACCGCGACAACAUGUUUCUACUUUUUCCUAGGACAACGUAAAUAGUAAAGCUCAACAUUUGUUUUUUAAUCUUAGGAUGUGAAUUGGGAAACUAAGCGAGCUAAUUCUACAAGCCACUUCAUCUAGUUUUCUUUAUCUACGUAAAAAAAAACCGGAAGUCCUUUUCUCUCCGUAUGCAGAUGUAAACACAUGGCUUGUGGUCCUGUCUGAUGCUCAAUUAUGCCAAAACUCUUUGAGGUAAAGUUUCCAGGAGAAUGUAAGGCGCUUCCCGAAGGUUUCUGGUCAGCUGUGGACGUGUGGAUAAAGAAACCCCACGUGGUGAACAAGCGUCUGUGCGGGGUGAAGGAGACGGAGAGUAGGGAUGUGGGCAGAGAGGCGGUGCUGUCGCUGCUGGAGGAGCCUGACCUCGCUCAGGAUGUGCUCUCCUUCAUGACCUGCUGUAGGAACACACCUGAGAAUACACACGAGAAGGAAACCCCCUGGGUCUCCAGCGUCAGGACGUUUAUUCCUAAAGUCAACAACUAUGGGACGAACCUGCAUAAGGAGGUUAUCCUCAAAGACUUCGGCAGACAACAGGUGACAUUUGUUCCGUUUGAAGAGGAUUCAGAAGGAAAGGUCUCUCUCAAGAGGGGAAACAUUUAUCAGUUCCAGCUCCUCCAUCAGGACUGUGAGGAAUGGUCGUUGGAGCUGCAUGUUUUGGCCUCAGACCAGUGGUUCUCCGAUGGCGUGGCGUACCCGAGGCUGCCCUGGCUGUCCUCAGAUCUGCUGCCCAAGCUGGUGCGCUGGGCCACCGAGUGCAAGAGCAGCGAGUUCAGGAGCACCUUGUCCCUGCUGCCGGUGGAGAAGUACAGCGUCAUGUACCAGACGCUGAAGGAGAAGUACAAGGCCAUGGUCAAGGUUUGGCCUGAGGUUACAGAUCCUGAGAAGUUUGUCUAUGAGGACGUUGCCAUUGCUACAUAUCUCCUCGUGCUGUGGGAGGAGGAGCGAGUGGAGAAAGGUCUGACUGAAAAACAGUCAUUUGUGGACCUGGGCUGUGGAAACGGCCUCCUGGUUCACAUACUGGCCAACGAAGGGCAUCCUGGAAAGGGCAUCGAUGUUCGGAGGAGGAAGAUCUGGGAUAUGUUCGGCCCCCAGACUCUGCUGGAGGAAAAGGCAAUUACUCCCAGCGAGAGCUUCUUAUUCCCGGAUACGGACUGGCUGAUUGGGAACCAUUCGGACGAACUCACACCCUGGAUCCCCGUUAUAGCUGCCAGAUCAUCUUAUUCCUGUCGGUACUUCGUCCUCCCCUGCUGCUUCUUUGACUUCUUUGCAAAAUACCAGAGACGGCAUUGUAAGAAGUCUCAGUAUAAAGAAUACAUCGACUUCAUCACGGAGGUCAGCGUAGUCAGUGGCUUCAACACGGAAGAGGACUGCCUGAGAAUACCUUCCACCAAACGGGUGUGUCUGGUGGGAAAGUCAAGAAACUACCAGAUAUCUCACGAGGCCGAGGCAGAGGAGCGAAGAGCUCAUUACAUACAGAGCCGCCAGAAAGCCCCUGGGGCCACAGUUCAAAGGUCAGACAUCAGAAGUGAUGGGAACUGUUGCCAUGGAGAGGGAGACCCUGACAGGACCCCUGACAGCAGCUGGGGAGUUGGUUUCCAGCCCAGAGACAAGGUGGAAACGGUUCGAAACUGUGCUGCUCUCCCGCGGGACUUGGUCAACGGUGUGGUCCUGCAGGUUGCUAAUGUAAUCCUGGGAAUGACUGAAGAGGAUGGCGGAGGGUCCUCCAGUGACUGGAAUCGAGGAGGAAGCCUCUCUGUGAACGAGGCGGCUGGGCUGAUGAAGCAGGAAACCCUGCAGCUCCUGAAGAAGGAGUGUGGAGGCCUCCAGACGCUGCUGAAGAACAACCACCAAGUCUUCAGAGUGGAAGGAGGGCGGGUGUAUAUAAGAGACUGGCGGGACAGGAAGGCCUCCAGGGCGGAUACAAAAAGAAAGCCCCUCGCCCCCGGGGCCCUGAAAACUCGCGCCUGCUGGUUCUACGACCACCACCCUCAGCGCUGCCCCCUGCAGGCCGAACUCUGUGCCUUCGCCCACGGACCUGAUGAGCUGCGACCCUCGACCAAACCUCUGAAGAAGAUGAGACACAAUGCCUUUAUUUGAACUUGAGGAACUUUCCAAAUGAACACUAUGUGUAUCUCUGCCCAUAGAACUUCCUGAAUAAGUCUCCACUCCCAGCCCUGAAGCCACAAAGAGGAAGAAGUUCAGAUCCAAGCAACAUUACGUCAUUUCUGGGAAAGUUUUACAAUAUUCUCUCCCUCUGAGCCAGAUGCAGCUUUAGCUUUCACUGUUAUAGCUCGCUGACAUCUCUAAUUUCAAAUUAUCCUUUUAUUUAUUCAAGGAAUAGAUUUUUGUAAAGCUCAAUUGUACACUGAAUAUCGCUUAAAGUGUAUUUCAAACUACAUUUUUCCUUUUUUAUUUUAAGAUAAUGAAGUCCUUUAUAGACUUUUCUUUUGCUGACCACUUUUCAACUUUCACUGCAUAAAAACUCUAAAAGCUGUUAUAUAUUUCUUUGAAGGCUGUUAAUUCACCUCAAACAGGUACUUUGAGGUUCACAGGCAGGGCGGUGGAUAAAGAACGGACGGCGUUUGAACAAAGUAAAUGUUAGUGGCAUGAAUUAUUUGUAGGCAGGAGUUGAGGGGUGAGCUGCGUGUCGUCCCCUCUGGACGGGCGCUCACUGCUGUGUCUCUCUAACAGCUGCCUUCACCCCGUGGCUCAAAUGUCAAAAACAGUAAGGCCCACCCAGGGACUGCAGCAUGGUGAUGGGAAGUAUGUCCUCUGGGUUCGUUUAUUAAUCUCCGUGCCAUCAAUCUCAAAUUAUUGAUGCAAUAAGGACAGACUAUUUAGAUCAAUCACAUUCAGAUGAAGAAUUGAAAUUGACAUUAAGAUGUGGAAAAUGCUGUCAGGAUAUUUUUUUAAGUCAGCAAGCUGUGUGCAGUAUUCCCUCAUAAAAGCUUCACACGAAAGGUAUGUAAGACAUUUACUUAGUUUUUAUGGUAUUUUAUGGAAGCCUUUUUCUGCCAGGUAAAGAAAACAGAUACCCAAAUGUGUAUGCAUGUGAGGCUGGCCCGUUGGAUUUUUCUGUGGAUGUAUAGAGAGGCGAAGUCCCUGCCUUUCUGGGGGACCUCCAUGGGACCUUAUUUCGGAAAAAGUAUGUAUUGAA